Pseudonaja textilis is the source of this 1274-nucleotide messenger RNA. The record is from RefSeq and is a predicted model, not a curated record. NCBI's taxonomy places the organism in Eukaryota, Metazoa, Chordata, Lepidosauria, Squamata, Elapidae.
UUCCUCUGCACUCGGUCCCCUGCACCACCUUCUGCCAAAGCCAUGUGUGAAGAGGAGACAACAGCCUUGGUGUGCGACAAUGGCUCUGGGCUCUGCAAGGCUGGCUUUGCUGGGGACGAUGCGCCUCGCGCAGUCUUCCCCUCCAUUGUGGGACGCCCACGUCACCAGGGCGUGAUGGUGGGAAUGGGCCAGAAAGACAGCUACGUGGGGGACGAGGCCCAAAGCAAGAGAGGAAUCCUGACUCUGAAGUACCCCAUCGAGCAUGGCAUCAUCACCAACUGGGACGACAUGGAGAAGAUCUGGCACCACUCCUUCUACAAUGAGUUGCGAGUGGCCCCGGAGGAGCACCCCACGCUGCUCACAGAGGCACCUCUGAACCCCAAGGCAAACCGGGAGAAGAUGACCCAGAUUAUGUUUGAGACCUUUAAUGUCCCGGCCAUGUACGUUGCCAUCCAGGCAGUCUUGUCUCUUUACGCAUCUGGCCGAACCACCGGUAUCGUCUUGGACUCUGGUGAUGGUGUCACUCACAAUGUGCCCAUUUACGAAGGUUACGCUCUGCCACACGCAAUUAUGCGCCUGGAUCUGGCUGGCCGGGACCUUACGGACUACCUCAUGAAGAUCCUCACCGAGAGAGGCUACUCCUUUGUCACCACCGCGGAAAGAGAAAUUGUGCGGGACAUCAAGGAGAAGUUGUGCUACGUCGCCCUGGAUUUUGAGAAUGAGAUGGCAACGGCGGCUUCCUCGUCAUCCCUGGAGAAAAGCUACGAGCUGCCUGAUGGACAGGUCAUCACCAUCGGCAACGAGCGCUUCCGUUGCCCCGAAACCCUCUUUCAGCCCUCGUUCAUAGGCAUGGAAUCGGCUGGUAUCCAUGAGACGACAUACAAUUCCAUCAUGAAAUGUGACAUCGACAUUCGCAAGGACCUCUAUGCCAACAAUGUUCUCUCCGGAGGCACCACUAUGUAUCCUGGCAUUGCAGACAGAAUGCAAAAGGAAAUCACCGCCUUGGCUCCCAGCACAAUGAAGAUCAAGAUCAUUGCUCCUCCUGAGCGCAAAUAUUCUGUUUGGAUUGGAGGCUCCAUUCUGGCCUCUCUCUCCACCUUCCAGCAAAUGUGGAUAAGCAAACCAGAAUAUGACGAAGCCGGCCCUUCAAUUGUACACCGGAAGUGCUUCUAAAGACCCAGACCGGAUUAUUCUCAAGCCAGAAGACUCCUCCCUUCUUCCUUUGCAUUGAGUUCUGCAUUGAACCUUGCAAGUAGCAUUAAACACUGUUUUUC